Owenia fusiformis is the source of this 1731-nucleotide messenger RNA. Lineage: Eukaryota; Metazoa; Annelida; Polychaeta; Sabellida; Oweniidae. The record is from the annotation of a GenBank genome assembly.
AUGAAGCAAAUAUUAAACGAGUUCGCUAGCAACACCUCGGGACAUGGAUGGGGAAUGGUUGGUCGGACCACUAACGCAUUUGCCAAGACAUUAUGGAUAGUUAUCACCGUUCUAUCAACCAUAGCUGCUAUCAUUUGGGUAGCAACUAUUGUAGGUAGAUAUAUCAAAUACGAAACGAAGGACAAGGUGGAGCUAAAAGCAGAUGUAGACAUUGUAUUCCCCUCUGUUACUGUGUGCCCACUACAUGGUUAUUCCAACGAUAAGAUGAAUGACCCCAAGCUUGUGAGUAGCUUUUUACUGCAGAGCAGACUAAUAAUGGCGGUGUACCCUCGUAUCAAGAACAUCACCCAAAUGACAAAUGAAACUGGUGACGUAAUUUUAGAACUAGUGCAUCGAAUAAGAUCACACAGAGGAUAUUACGAAAAUAUGGGGAAAAGAGAAACAUCAGCCUUGAGUCAUGAGAUUAUCAACCUUGUACCAUAUUGUCUUUACCAGGAGAGUCGAUGCACCCCGGAGCAUUUUCAGAAGCUUGUACAUCAUGAGUACAUGAAUUGUUAUACUUUUAAUGGAAAGGAUAUCAAUCUAACCAAACCAGUUAUAAGUAGCAGUGGGGCACAAAAUGGUCUUUCUCUUACAUUGUUUCUCGAGCAGAAAGAUGAUACCUACGCUCCUUAUGACCGAAGUCGGGCCAUCACAGCGACAGCAGGGGCAAGAGUUAUCAUACACGAGAAAGGGACAUUGCCUGAUCCAGACAAUGAUGGAUUUAACGUUGAGCCAGGGCACUUAGUGAAUGUCGCUCUAUCUGUAAACAAACGGGAGCUGAUGAAACCACCUUGGGGCGAAUGCGCGGAUCAUAAUACACUGCAAUCGACCGACUUCAAAUACUCUAGAAACGCAUGCAAAAGUAAAUGUUUGGAGAAGAUGAUCCAACAAGAAUGUGGGUGUAAAAAAGAUUUGCUCCCAGUUGAAUUAGAAACAAGAGAUGACGAUAUUCAAGCGUGUGGAAAGUUUAACAGAGAAGAGUGGUUGAAAGUACCAAAUAUAACGGAAGCAAACAUCACUAUUCUAAAGGAGGAUGUUACCCGGUUUAAAUGCGGAGAGAAGGAAUAUGCAUGGUCUAAAAUUUCCGAAGAUAUACCCGGAUGUAAAUGUGAAUACAACUGUUCCUAUCUUACGUAUGAUAUCGAGACGUCACAAUCUUUGUGGCCAAUGAAAGGCUCGGAGAUGGAUUUCUUCUGUGGCGGAUUAGCGUAUGAAGACACUUACGUUGGUUCAACGAUUUACGAUGAGUUUCAUGACAAAAUUGGCAUGUACUGCCUAAACUACUUUGGACAGUAUGCGAAUAUAUCGAAACUCUGGGGAGACAAGCUAAGAGAUAACUUCCUACGCGUAAAUGUUUAUCUCAAAGAACCUGUGACCAAAUACACGGUUGAAGAGGUUGAUUUCACUGUGAUCACAAUGGUAUCAGAAAUAGGUGGCGUUCUUGGCAUAUUCAUUGGUGUGUCAAUCAUAACAAUCCUUGAAGUUUUCGUACUGUGUAAUGGUAUCGUUUAUACUUUAUACAGAGCGAAAAAGACAUCAUCUAACAUUGAUGUUACAGAAGUUAUUGUUACUCAAAGCAAAAACUCAGAGAAUCUGUCUGAUCCCAAAACUAAAUAUUAUCAAUCCAAACUGUCUAAAUAAUGCAAUAUGGGCUUAGUUAAAAUGUGAGAGAUACAUGUUUAAAUAUCA